UUGAGAUCCGGACUGCAUGUGUGUGCUCACAUAUCCGUCUGUGUUACUGGGACUCACUUAUAUUCCUCAAGAUCAACAUUAUUUCAGCGCGUCUUUGACUUUUAACAGCAGGACAUCAAUAAGCCAUGGUUGUUACCGGCUGCUCCCAAUGCAUUAAAUACAUGCUCUUCUUCUUUAACUUCAUUUUUUGGUUGGCUGGUGGUGUGAUUCUGGGUGUAGCGUUAUGGCUUCGCCAUGACAGUCAAACCAGCAACCUCCUGAUGCUUCAGUUUGAGGGGAAUCAAGCCCCAGGCACCUUUUAUGUCAGUGUGUAUGUUCUCAUAGCGAUUGGGGCUUUAAUGAUGUUUGUGGGCUUCCUCGGUUGUUAUGGUGCCAUUCAAGAAUCUCAGUGUCUAUUAGGAACAUUCUUUACAUGUUUAGUGAUCCUGUUUGCUUGUGAGGUGGCCGCAGGAUUAUGGGGCUUUAUUAACAAGGAUACGAUAUCCACUGAGCUCAUUAACUUCUAUGAUACCGCGUAUAUUAAAGCUGUGGAUCCAGUAGGCACAGAAUCCAAACAGGCUGCCACCAAGAUUCUGGAGGUCUUCCAUGAAACACUUGAGUGCUGUGGUAAAGGGGAUAAUAAUGAACUUUUCAAAGCUGCUCAGACCUCUCUGUGUCCCAAGAUGACCAACCCAAUUGACCUGCUCAUUACUCAGAGUUGCCACACAAAGCUAAGGAACCUGUUCACUGAGAAACUCCAUGUGAUUGGCUUGGCUGCCCUAGUGAUCGCUGUCAUUAUGGUUUUUGAGAUGAUCUUCACCAUGGUCCUCUGCUGUGCAAUCCGCAAUACUCCAGCAUAUUGAGAGGCUGGAUGAUGGCCAGACUGAUCAAAACCUUAGAUUUUUGCCAGUAUUGGGCAGGAGGACACCAUAUCACUUCUGUGCUCCCUCACUUUUCCAGCUCAGGUGACCAAACACUGAGCAUUGAUCUUUGCCUUUUUAGAGAGGACCUCUUAUGUUAUUGUACCAGAAUACACAUCAAGGGCUAUCAUAGAUAAAUAUUUCAACAACAUAACAAUCUUUUACAAUGUGGAGGUUUCUACAUAUUUAACAGUAAUGUGAUUGACUUGUAUAGACCACAAGUUUUAUUCUGUAUUGUUUUACUGUUUAAUUUUUUUUUUUUUAUUUCAGUGUAAUAACAAACACUUUCAUCUUGUAUUGUCUAUUUUUUCUAUACAUGCUUCUUAGUAUUGCAGUAACUUAAAGGGUUAGUUCACCCAAAAAUGAAAAUGUUCUCAUCAUAACACCCUCAUGCUAUCCAAGAUGUAUAUGACUUUCUUUCAUCUGCUGAACACAAACGAAGAAUUUCUCAGCUCAUGCAGUGUAAGUAAAUGGGUGCCGAAAUUUAAAAGCUCCAAAAUCCACAUGAAGGCAACAUAAACCAGAUGACUCUUGUGGUUAAAUGAAUAUCUUCAUAAGUGAUAUGACAGGUGUGGGUGAGAAACAUUUCAAUAUUUAAUCUUUUUUAUAUACAUAUACAUAUCGCCCCCUAAUGGGCAGGGAGGAUAAUUUGAUCGACAAUAUUGACAAUAUGAUCUGCUAAAAAAAUGUUGUGGUUCUCACCCACACCUAUCAUAUUGCUUCUUUACACAUGGAUGUAACCACUGGAGUAAUAUUGAUUACUUUCAUGCUCCCUUUAUGUGGAUUUUGGACCUUCAAAAUGUUGGCAAACAUUUGCUUACAUUGUGAGGACCUACAGAGCUGAAAUAUUUGUAAAAAUGUAUAUUUGUUUGUGUGCGUGUGUGUGUAUGUGCGUGAGUGUGUGUGCGUGAGUGUGUGUGUGUGUGUGUGUGUGUGUUCUGCAGAAGGUAGGAAGUCAUACACAUCUGGGAUGCCAGGAGGGUGAGUUAAUCAUGAGAGAAUUUUCAUUUUUGGGUGAACUAUCCCUUUAAGAACACUAAAACAACUGUAAAAGUAACAUAAUGUUAUGAGUGUGAGUCUUUGAGUGUGUAUAUUUGUGCAUUUUCAUUUCUAAAUCAUUGGAAAUAUUUUAAAUAGGUAAUUGUUUUAUGAAUAUUUUAUAUAGCAAAGAAAAUUUGGAGUCAAACAGUGCUUUCUGAGUGCCUAUCACACACUGGGUCUUAUCUGAUCACACAUUGUAUUGUAUAUAAUCUCUUCAAGAUUUUCUACCACAUUAUAUUAAUACAACCCACAUGAAACUGAUCAAACAUUGUAUUACCCAAUGAGCCCAAUCCAUUUCUUGAUAUUUCAUUUAUUUCAAAUAAAAGUUACU
Xyrauchen texanus (razorback sucker) is the source of this 2271-nucleotide messenger RNA. Its product is annotated as CD81 antigen-like. Bases 126 to 842 code for a protein of 238 amino acids. Gene Ontology annotation, cellular component: membrane. The record is from RefSeq and is a predicted model, not a curated record. Lineage: Eukaryota; Metazoa; Chordata; Actinopteri; Cypriniformes; Catostomidae. The transcript has 8 exons.